AUGUAUCAUCGACUUGGAGUCGGUAAUUACAGUAGUCUAUGUUUUUGUCCACCAAACUAUUAUGGUGAUCAAUGCCAGUAUCAAAAUCAACGUGUUAGUUUAACUCUCGCAUUGGCAACGGUUCGUCAGCCGAUUGUCUAUGCUAUUAUUGUUACAUUAAUGGAAGACGAUAACGAUAUACAAGAAAUUCAUUCGUACCAUCAAUUUACUUAUGAAUCAAAAACAUAUUGUGGUCAAACUGUAGAUAUCUAUCUGUUAUAUACAACACGAGGAAAGAAUAUUUCAAAAAAUUAUAGCAUUCGUAUUGAUGCAUUUGACAAGAGUUCGUUGACGUAUCUAUUAAGUUGGCAUUUAACAAUUCCAUUUAUUUUUUUGCCAGUUAAUCGAUUAAGUGCUUUUUUGACUAUUCCAAUAUCUCGAUCAUCGAAUUUUAAUCAUUGUAAUCUGCAAUGUUAUAAUGGUAUUUGUAUGAAAUAUCAUAAUGAAGAACGAUUCUUCUGUCAAUGUGAUUCAGGUUGGUCUGGUGCACAAUGUCAUAUUCCAAUCGAUUGUAGUAUCUGCGCAUCAAAUUCUAUCUGUAUUGGCUCUAUUCAAAAUCGGUCAAUAUGUGUUUGUCCUCAAACUAGGUUUGGUUCAUUUUGUCGUCUUAAACUAACGUGUCCAAUAGAAUUUUGCGAAAAUAAUGGUCGAUGUGUCGUAAUCGAUGAGAGAAUGGUUGAUGAAAGUUAUGUGUGCUUUUGUUCAGAACAAUUUCAUGGACCAAGAUGCCAAUACGUCAAUCAUAAAAUAGAGAUUUCCCUUGAGAAUAUCGCUAUUCCAUCACACUUAGUCGUCUAUAUAUACAAUCAGAUUCGUUUUGAGCGAUCAAUCCCAACAUCUAUUAUACUCAAAAAAAUGAUCAUGUUUCAGAAUCAAGUCAUUUUAUAUUCUCAAUAUAUGUUUAAAAUGAUUCUUGCCAAAAUUGAUACUCGUUAUUAUUUGGCUGUACUUCAGAAAGAAGAACAAUCGAACAUAACAACAUCGAUUAGUCCCGCACAACGAUGUGCUUCUGUUGCUGAAGUUUUAAACACUACAUUAGUAUCAUUGCCACGAAUUCAACGAUUGAAAAGUUAUCAUAUUCCAUGUCAACAUAAUUUUAAUUUGCAAUGUUUUGUGGAUGAAUUUUACAUGUGUCUAUGCACAGAAGAACAUCAUAGUAAUUGCUUUCUAUUAGAUCAACAAUCGAGUUUUAUCUGUGAAGAUAAUGUUUAUUGUGAAAAUGGUGGAACAUGUUUACAAGAUCAACCUAUAUGUUUUUAUAGUAUUCUAUGUGUAUGUAACGAUUGUUUCUUUGGUGAUCGAUGUCAAUUUUAUGCUAAAGGUAUUGGAUUAACAUUGGAUGAUUUAUUACGUUACGAAAUUCGACCUAACAGUACAUUAAAUGAUCAAACAUUGGUAGUUAAAUUAAGUGCAAUAUUUGUCAUGAUUAUUUUUCUCGUUGGUUUAAUCAAUGGUUUUCUUAGUUAUUUAGUUUUCCAUAAUCGUGAUUCUCGUAAAGUAGGAUCUGGAAUUUAUCUUCGAUUAUCAUCAAUUAUUUCUAUUCUAAUUGUUACUAUGUUAAUUAUUAAGUUCUGGUUUGUAACAUAUACGUAUAUGAAUCCAUUGAUCAAUCGUAAUAUUCUUCGAGUUGGAUGUUUAGUAUUUGAACCUUUACUUCGUCUUUUCUUAAAUAUGAGUAAUUGGCUUAAUACUUGUGUGGCUAUAGAAAGAGCAAUAUCAGUCUUUCAAGGAAUUAAUUUUAAUAAACAAAGAAGUAGAUGUAUUGCACGAUGGGUAUGUUGCCUUUUAACAUUUAUAAUUUUUGGUUCAAUGAGUUUUGAACUCAUCUAUCGUGAUUUAUUCAAUGAUCAUGAAGAACGACGUGUUUGGUGUGUACUUCGUUACUCUCAAUCAAUUGAAAGAUAUACUACAAUUACUCAAUAUUUCCAUUUUGUAGUUCCUUGUGCAAUAAAUUUAUUCUCAGCUCUUUAUAUUAUCAUUAACAUUGCGCGUCAACGAACGACCACUCGAACAAAAUUUAAUUAUAGACAACAACUAGUUAAUCAAAUCAAUGAACACAAACAACUUAUUAUUAGUUCUAUUGUAUUAGCUGUUUUACUAUUUUCUCGCUUUCUUAUUUCAUUACUAUCAACAUGUGUUAAAGCAUCACGAAAUCCUUGGUUGUGUCUUUGUGGUUAUUUUGUGUCAUUCAUCCCAUCAUCCUUCAUCUUUGUAAUAUUUGUUCUACCAUCGAGUUUUUACAAAAAACAAUUUAAACAAUCGAUUAUUACUUGGCGACAACGAUUUAUGAGAAUGAUGAGACAAUGA
Adineta steineri is the source of this 2346-nucleotide messenger RNA. The record is from the annotation of a GenBank genome assembly. NCBI's taxonomy places the organism in Eukaryota, Metazoa, Rotifera, Eurotatoria, Adinetida, Adinetidae.